UGACACUGUCACAGCCUUUGACAUUGGCCACAUAGUACGUACAUCAUAGCAAGACUUGGUCACCAGUCCACGCUACCUCAGCAGCACUCAUGUUCCAAAGCAUUUCGUCUUGGUGGUCACCGACACCGACACCAACACCCGCACCCGCACCCGCACCCGCACCCGCACCCGCACCCGCCCUGAAAGAAAAAUAUGAUCCCACAGACCCUAAGAUGAACCCUCUCAACCCUCAAGGUCUUAAACCAUGUUGUGCCUGCCCAGAAACGAAAUCCUCUCGCGAUGCUUGUUUUCUACAGAAUGGAAACGAAGAAGGAAAAUGUGCUGAGGUACUCAAGAAGCAUGUCGAAUGCAUGCGAGGGCUCGGAUUCGACAUCUAGUUGCCGCGAUCAUACUGUCGGUAACGCCGCGCACCCAGCAACAACCCGACUCCCGUUGGCUGGCACCAGAUUUUUUGGCCAGUCGUAGAAAACCCCCUUGUUUCCUUGAGAUCAAAACACGCAGAGAGAUGAGUCUAUACUUACACCCCCACUCUAUUUCGUCUAUCGAUA
Molecule: messenger RNA, 548 nt
Organism: Suillus fuscotomentosus
Lineage: Eukaryota; Fungi; Basidiomycota; Agaricomycetes; Boletales; Suillaceae
Product: COX17-domain-containing protein
Exons: 3
Coding region: 90-377 (95 amino acids)
Biological process (GO): mitochondrial respiratory chain complex IV assembly
Cellular component (GO): mitochondrial intermembrane space
Molecular function (GO): copper ion binding; copper chaperone activity
Source: RefSeq, a predicted model, not a curated record